GCUCUAACUGUACGGUUGGUAGAAGUGAGUCUAGUCACUUUUAUACUGAUACUGAAGAGUGCCAGAGAUGUUAAAAAGUGUCUAAUAGAAAAUGUCACAUUAUUUUCGCAAUAGGUGAUCGUAUAUCCUGCAAGCAAGGAAUCGCUUUCACAGUGUGAUUCCGCGCAUGUGCUGCGAUUAUUACCAACUCAAAUAUAGUAAUCUCUACAUCCGCCCGCUAUUUUCAAAAAUACACGAAAAUAAUACAUAUCAUACAAGAAUCACGAAUAACUAUCGAGAUUUGCGUAUCACAGAUCAAUAUGCCGAAGAAAUUUGUGGGUGAGAAUAGUAAGGCGGUUGCCGCCCGAGCUAGAAAAGCAGCAGCUAAAGAAGCCGAAAAUAUAAAAAAAGCGAUGGAAGCUGAAGAUAAGGCCUGGGAAGAUAAUAGUAAACAGAUGUUGAAGAAAAAACAAAAACAAGAAGAACUUGAGAAGAAACGUCAACAGCAAGUAGAAAAAAAGGCGGAAGCUAAAGCUUUGCUUGAAAAGGAAAUGGCAAAUAUAAAAGUCGGUGGCAAACAACCAGCAUCCAAAGUUACUAGAGCUGAAAUUGUUACUAUCACCGAGAAACGAAAUCAAGUGGCUAUGAUGAAAAAAGAGGAGGAGAAACCAAUAGAAGAAAAUUUAAAUAGAUUAACUUUGGAAGCUGAAACAGCUCACGGUAUAGAUGAAGCUAUAUCUAUUUUAAGUACAAAAGAUCCCGACAUUGACCGACAUCCGGAGAAACGGAUGAAAGCAGCAUAUGCGACUUUCGAGGAAAAAAUGAUGCCGGUGAUUAAAGAACAAAAUCCUACUUUGAGAUUGAGUCAGUUGAAACAGAUACUUAGAAAAGAGUGGAUAAAAUCACCUGAGAAUCCGCUUAAUCAGAAAUGAUUGAAUAAAUGAUAAUGAUAUCAAACAAUAAUGAUAUCAAAAGACGCGCUCGGUACGUACUUGCGCACACCACUGACUGAUUAAUUAUUUAAUCUCUAAAUGUUAAAUUUGGUUAUUAAAUAACAAUUACACUGCAGCAAUAUAAUCAGCUGUAUACAAUUUUAUUUGUAAAAACGAAUAACUUAUAUUAAAAAAUACUAUCUAUGAAAUAACGAUAUAUAUAAACGA
Formica exsecta is the source of this 1139-nucleotide messenger RNA. RefSeq names its product coiled-coil domain-containing protein 124. The transcript has 4 exons. Gene Ontology annotation, cellular component: nucleus. The record is from RefSeq and is a predicted model, not a curated record. Gene Ontology annotation, biological process: transcription by RNA polymerase II. Lineage: Eukaryota; Metazoa; Arthropoda; Insecta; Hymenoptera; Formicidae. The coding region runs from base 300 to 911 and encodes 203 amino acids. Gene Ontology annotation, molecular function: transcription coactivator activity.